AAACGACUGAGAAAAAAGUAAUCUGACUCUAUCAAAAUGAUGUUGGCAACUAGUAACAUGACGUCAUUAUUGACUAACGACUGUGCAGGAAAUACACAUUUGAAAUACAGAUGUGCGAAUGAAGAGUGCUUUUUUAUGUCUUCUCUUUGCCCUACCUCAAGCAAAUGUCCGUGGUCAUUGCCGGACAGAAGAUACAUGUACUUCUGUCCUCUUACUGGAUGGUGUGAAAGAAUGGAUACCUAUUGCCUUCGGCCUUGUGGGUUCAAAUAUGGCAUCUACCAUUAUGACGCACAGUGCACUGGUUAUCCAGGAUUAUGUGGAUUAAUAUCAUUCAAUUGUCCACCUGUGUGUUCAAAAUUAAAACCAUACAAAUGCCUGAAGGAGAGGAAAUGUGUUAAAGGACCAAAUUGGUGUGGUGAUUGCAGUGGAUUUCGAUGCAAAUCAGACAGAACGUGUAUCAGUUCUUAUAAAAAAUGUGAUGGUCUUUCGGACUGCAGCGAUGGCUCAGAUGAGAUUUCUUGUUACACGGCACCUGCUGACCCAGGAGAUGGUACUAGUAAUGAAAUUGCACUGGAGAGUUGGCAAAUUUUGGCAAUCUGUGGAGUUGUUCUGCUUGUGCUUCUCUUGUGCACUUACUGGUGCUGUAAAAAUAAAAGAGACAGUAAUGGUGAACAAUCCAGGACUGUCGGUGUCACCAGCCGAGAACGCCAGACGACCACUUCCUCUGGACCAAGACUGACUGGUGCGACCAUGCCAUCUGCUACAACUUCAUCGCCUCCGUACAGGCCGCAUCAAAGCCAUACCCCCGUAACCCGAGGACAAUCCGAGGCUGGCUAUCACCCGUUGUCAACAAACAAUACUCAACACAGUUAUCCACGCGUGGCCAGAAGCUAUCCAGUGGAUCAACCAGUAGACAGUGCUCCCAGCAGGUAUCCGCGGGCAGCAAGCAACCAUCCAUUACAUCCACCAUCUACCAGUGUGCAUAUACCUAAUGAGAAUUCGACAGCUGCACCACCACCUUCAUAUUCAGAGGUGAUAGAAAAUGACGAUCAGUACAAAUUGAAAGAUCCAGCGUUGCCCACCUAUGAAGAAUACACGGAAUCACCUUCGGCUAAAGAGACGUUCAUGUGACGAACUCUUGCUGCUUUCUUCUGUUUGUAAAAACAUGCACUUCAUAAAUGUGAGCAGGUUUUAGGCAUAUAGGGUAGAACGGGGUAAUUGUAGCCCCCGUUUAUUUGUAGCCCCUGCAUUGUUUGAUGCAUGGGGAUAUCAAUCAAUAUCAUAGGCAGAGGCUACAAUGACCACAUUCUACCUUACUUGAAAGCCCAGGUACACACACACUGGCAAUCUUGAGUUUACCAUGCUGUCAUGCACUGGCCCCUGCAUUCAUCGGGAAUGCAUAGUUCAUCACGAUCCGAUCAUCAUACUCGGUAGCGUGAGAGCUGAUAUCAACUCAAAGAGCGAAGUUGGAAAUUUGAAUGUUUAUUUCUCUAGAAAUGCCACAGUGGAAAUGUUUUGUUUGUGUUCUACACAUAUGCAUACAUGUACAUGUACUUAGAGCAAAGCAGCUGCCUCCAUUAUUAAGUUGCCAGGUUACAAGAUAACUUGAUUUGUGGGAAAAAAACUCAUAAAGGGGGACUAUAGGCAGGAGCAGCGGGGUUAAAGUGACCAUUUUCGGUGACUUAUAUGCACGGUAAUGGCACUGGGUCGUGUUUGAUUUUGCACUAAAUAUAUUUUUCGUAUAUGUGUGAAUUGUUUUGUGUAUCAUGGGAUUGGAGAGACCCCUAUUGGCAAUUUUGUGUAACUUUAACUUUCCUACCUAGCUGCUGCCUAUAGUGUCCCUUUAAGCACGCAUGUAUAGUAUUCUAGUUCCUAAACUGUGCCAACCAUUUCAGAGGUUUUACUCAGGUUCUCAAGUAUGGGCCUAAACGAUAGAUUCGUGCACUUGAUUGGGAACAACGUUUACGAACCGUUGCGUCAUGUCACGGUAGUGUAAAACCGUCAGAGCUGCAAUGCAUCGUGACUUGACGACGGCCAACACUAUGUAAACGUUGUUCCCAAUCAAGUGCAUGAGUCGAUAGUGAUAGAGGCAAAAUUUCGAACAUGGUGUGAUGAUUAUUGAUUUAUUAGUAUUACAGCAGUUUAAGCUCUAAAUCGUAGACGUGCAUACAUCAAAUUUAUGUAUGCAAUUGUACAAUAUAUUCUCUACAGCAUAUUAAUGAAUCUCGCAGUGUUAAAGCUAGUGUUGUUUUGAACAAGCCAGCCAUGAUGUUUAUAUCUAUAAUAUAAAAUGUUAUUUACCAAAAGUCAUUUCACAUGGAAAGCAUACUGUAGACUCCUCUUGUUUUGCCUAUACUGGUCAUUUCUAGUUACUCGAGCUCAUGUAUGGUCAUCCUUUUGAGGCCAACUGCUUUUAUUUGUUUAUAUAUCGAGGCAAGGCAUGAUCUAUAUUAUUUUAUACAUGUACAAAUCAGGUAACAUGGAGGUUGAGAUCAGGAACCUACAUAUCGAUAUGUGAUCCGUCACAGCAAAACCAGGUGCUUGUUGCUCUGAGCUUGGCUGAGGUUGAGACGGACUGUUUGUUCAUUUCUCUAUUGUCUGCCUUUUGUGAAAUAUGAGCACAUCAAUUUCUUCCAUUAUCUUCUGGUGUCAUUUAGGCUCAUCUUCUGUGCGACAUGCACCUGGUUUUGCUGUGACGGGUCACAUAUACGUAUACAGAUAGUAAUGUACACAAAUGUCUCCUCUUUCGACAGAGGUUUAUCCGUAUAUAUUAUAAGGAUCCUUAAAGGGACAACUUGGGCAUGGUAGUUUAUACCUGGCCAGAGGAUAAUGACACUGCUUGCCACCAUGCGCCGCCACCAGCAAUAUCACACAGUUGUGAGUUCAAAUAGUGAUUUUGGACGGUGUUGCGAGGCAGUUUUGGACAUGUCCAGUGAAUUUCAGGCCGGCCUAUGGUUACACCCCGUUCUAGUGCAUUGUUUAUUGCAGUUCAAUAACUUUUUUCCUGUUUGGAGAAGUAACGCCCCUGCUGGAAGUCUUUUUUGUAUGAAAAAACAACAUCUCGUACCAUGUUGUCCCUUUAAUAAGUGGCUGUUCUCAAUCCCCCUCAUGUCCUACAUGUAUAAAACCCAUGACCAAAUUAAGAGAAAAAAAGAUUUGUUUUUCUUGUGAAGUUUUGACCAACUUGCAUAGAGUUCCAGUUUUCAGCCACAAUCUGAUCAUUUGUUACAUUGGCAUGGACAAAUGCCUGGAAUAAUUGGGACCUGCACACAGUGACAAAAGUAGGCCGUUGUUGCAUAUGGAUCGGGGAAGGAAGAAAGAGGGGCAGGGCGGGGAGUGUUAAAAAAGGUGAUACGAAUAAUUUGAUUAUUGAGUAACUAAUCUUCCAAAAUAAAAACUUGGAACAAAUAAAGUCAAGUGGUGCGUGCAAGAAUCUUGCAAGUGCGACAUCUGGCAAAAUUUUGUUAUUGGUAUCAUCUUGAUUGUUGGACUGCCCCCUAUUGACUGAAAUCAAAACAUUGAUGCAGGUUGUCGUGAAAUAUUGACAGCCCUUUCAAAAUGACAUAUAGUCAAAAACAGCAGGGUCACUUGGAGCAUGCACUUGAUGGCUCAUGCAGGCAUGACUCUAUAAGUUUCUCAAAAUCACCACAAUGGCACUUGCUGGGUUCUUUGCAUGCACCCCUACGAAUGAUGUGUUCUGAAGUUCAUAUCUCAAUCAGUUCGCGAGUGAUUGACAAGUAAUUUUCUUCCUUCUCAAUCAGCACAUGUCAAUAACUCAAUAUUUUUCACCCAAUUUUAGUGCCGACUUUGCCAGAGGAGUCUGUUAAUAUGGUCAAUACUAUAAAUGUCU
Molecule: messenger RNA, 3850 nt
Organism: Lineus longissimus
Lineage: Eukaryota; Metazoa; Nemertea; Pilidiophora; Heteronemertea; Lineidae
Product: prolow-density lipoprotein receptor-related protein 1-like
Exons: 10
Coding region: 37-1131 (364 amino acids)
Cellular component (GO): plasma membrane
Molecular function (GO): protein binding
Source: RefSeq, a predicted model, not a curated record